Salvia miltiorrhiza (redroot sage) is the source of this 3046-nucleotide messenger RNA. Its product is annotated as zinc finger CCCH domain-containing protein 56-like. The record is from RefSeq and is a predicted model, not a curated record. Gene Ontology annotation, molecular function: mRNA binding; metal ion binding. Lineage: Eukaryota; Viridiplantae; Streptophyta; Magnoliopsida; Lamiales; Lamiaceae. Bases 1860 to 2831 code for a protein of 323 amino acids. The transcript is spliced from 3 exons.
AAAAAUAUGUGAGUGAUAAAAAGAGAGGUAUAAACAUUGCUGUGGGCCGGCGGUGGUGGUGGAGCUGCCACCGCCGCCGCCGAUGAGAGUUCCAGGCACUACGCGUCGUUCGGUCGCAGUUUUCAACCGCCGGCGCGGCUGCGCCGAGGCUCUUAGGUUUGAUAUUGUGAUAUUUGAUUGUAAAAUUCGGAAAUUAUACAUGUUUUUUGCUUUCUUACGGUUUAUUAAUUUCUGAAGCAUCUGUACAGAGAGAUUGAAAAUGAAUUCCGGUGGAAGGAAUAAACAGUGUUUAAUUUUUUUAAUUGCUUUUAUUUUUGAAAGGUUAUCUGAAGCAUGGAAAAUUAAAAUAGUAUGGAUAUAUGGUGGCUUUUGGUAAAUUGUAUUUCGUGCUUGAUGCUGGGGGAGGUUAUUGGUUUCGUGUUUGUGAUUCUUUUGUUUAUCAGGCUUGCCCUUACUAGGAUUUAAUUGAAGUCAAAUCUAUCAUAAUUUCUGUGACAUUAUGAAACUAGAGCAUGCAAUUUGAUGUACUUGAGAUUUUUUCAGAUCCUCUAGGCUGUUUUAAUCUAAAUAGGUAUUGUUUUCACUUGUUAGUUCCAGUGUUAUUUCAUGAGUUGGUAGCAGUGACACUCUGGGUUGAUGGUGCCUGAUUAAGCUUAAGAGGAUUUCUCUUGAUUUUGUGUGGAUAUGGAAGCUGUACUGCUUUCCAGUUCUGAUAUUAGUUGUUGGGAGGUGAUGCUGUGUUCAUGUUAUCAAGUGUUUCAUAUGAUGAUGCAUCCUCCUGUCAUAUUACAGAUUUUCUAUCUUCGGUUGACAUAUCAAUUUAGAAUUUAUUGCUCCUAUAAUUCUAAAUUUUCGGCACAUAGAACCCCUUAUAUCUAUAGCAGAUCGCACCAGCUCAAUGGAGGCUUUCACUUACAAGUUGGUGUAUUAGUACGCUGUAAUAGGCAGUUUAGCAUAAUGACUUGAUGAAAACUGUGCAGAGACGAUGAAUAGAGGAUUUUGCGAUGGAAAAAGAACCUUCAUUCACCAAGGUGGAGAUGCAAGUAUGGAAACUCGUUCCAAAAUGCCAAAAUGAAUGAAAGUAUUAUUCUUUAGUAAGCCUAUAAUUGUCCUAUAUUAUGCUUGGUUAUAGCUAGCACUAUAUUGAAAUUGUGAAUAUUGGUGAAUAUAUUAACUUGUGUGAGCCCGUGAUUAUGAUAUCGACAGUUACAAGUGAAGUGAAUAAGUACUGACAAUCGGGAUUUUUUUGCCUUUUUAUGAAAAAAAUCAAUUUCAGUUAAUGGCCCUUUCUUUUUAUUGGUGUCAUACCUGAGUGUUUUCAGGCUGUGGAGUGCUAGAAUUUCUUGGAUGUCAUAUUUAUUAGAGCUACAUCUUUUUUUCUUUCUUUUUUAUUUUUGAACUAUUGGUUGGUAUGCAGCUCUUUUUCCUUUAUAGUUUUCUUCAAAUUUUUCAAAGUCGACAAUGUUGAGGUUCCUUGAGUAAAUGUGGCUGAGUUGGCGAAAGGAGGCGCACGAAGAACAAUUUUAUCGAUUAUUAAGGGGCAAUGUUGGGUCUAACAUUCUCUACUUGUAUUAGAAAAUAAAAUCUCUUUCCCUGCCUCCCCCCGUCUCAAGAUUCAUUCACUUCUCUUAAUAGAGGGUUAGGGUUUCCUAUUUAGCUCUGACUCAAUUAAUGAUACGGCUGCAAAAGGAAAAGUGAAUCCAGUACAAAGAGCUACCUGAGAAAGGUCCUUCCUCGCCACAAGGUGUGGAAACUGUUGUUCGAGCUCCUUAUGAUUUAAAACUUGGGGAUAAUUUAGUAUAUCUGUAGUUUAUUAUAAAUUACUUGGGAUUGUUUGAUUGUCAAAAUUUUAUCUGCCAAUGGAAUGUAAUCGGGGGACUGGAUCCCAUGUGGCAAAUGUAGUAGGUUUCCAAUCUGGAAACCCAGGGAACAGUGCCAAGGAUGGUAUGUGUGAAAGAGAAACAUCUGUUCACACUAAUUUAACAUCAAAUUGUAAUGAACGAUCAUUCCAAUUUGAAGUGGAAAGUGAGCCACCAAAUAAAAGAGCAAAGAAUGACCUCUUGGAGGAUUCGACUACCUUUGAUCGCAAGAAGACCAUUGGAAAGGUGCUUUACAAGACAAGACUGUGUUUCCAAUUCCGGGCUGGCUCUUGUCCAUUUGAUGAAAAUUGUGAUUUUGCUCAUAGUAUGGAGGAACUUAGGGAAUUGCCACACAAUUGGCAAGAAAUUCUGGCUACUCACAAGGAAGAACUGAUGGAAUUAUCAGAACAGUCAAGGGAUGUAUUUCAGAUACCAGCAGAAGAGACGCAUAGACCUAGUCUGAGACAGUACUGCAAGGGUUUUUUGUCUAGGGUUGGUUGCCAGUAUGGUGAGAACUGCCUUCUCAUUCACAAUGAGCAUUAUAUGGAAAGAAAAUCUGCAGCUAUAUGUUUGAUUCCUGGCCCUGGUAGUGGAUUUGGGAGCAAUGGAAGUAAAUUGACUUCAAAUGCUUCACAUUGGAAAUCAAGGCUUUGUAACAAGUGGGAGUCAACUGGGAUCUGUGAAUAUGGAAGGAACUGUGUUUUUGCUCAUGGAUUUGCAGAGUUGCAACAUUACGGUGGAUGGCGAGUGAAGGAAGAAGAUAUUGGUUCUUCAGCCUUUGGUGCCAAUCAAGUGGCAGUACCUGCUAAAGCUUCUGUGGGUGCUGUUGGUGCGCCCGCCUCUCUUGUUCCUUACUCGUAUCGUAUUGGAGCUCCAUCACGCCGGCUGCCUGCUGAGAUACCCAUCCGAAGAUGGAAAGGCCCGGACAAAAUUAGCAAAAUUUAUGGCGACUGGAUUGAUGACCUCGAGUAGGCUUCUGAUUCGGGAAUGCUCGAUAGUGAAGGUGAUUCGCGCAACCAUCCCCCCAGGCAAAAAACUGGCUAUUAUUUACAAUGAAUAUUUUUUUCAUGCUAAACUUGUGGUUUGAAUUGUUAUGUUAUUGUCUUUGAAUGUUUGCUUUCAAUAUUGGUGGCAUGCACUACAAUUUUCAUGGCUUUGGAUCAUCGUAUGGAUUGUUCAACUGUUUC